CAAGACUAUAUACGGAGCAAUUACAGCGUUGUAACCAAUGGUCUGUCAGUUUACGUUCAGGUUUGUUGUCUGCAAAAACAUUUAACGAGAUUAUAAAAAUCUAACCACGUCAUGGUUUAAGAGUUGAUUGUUUGGCUUUCAGCGUUUCGCCUCUUUAAGUACAGGAAGAAGUUGUCUGGCUGCUGACAACGCCUGUAUAAUAUUACAGGUACCAAACUGAAGAGGUGGGUUCGGAUAAGGAGAGAAAGUAUACGAAUUGAAAGCAGUAGUCGGUCCGAUGAGAGGGAUGCUGGUCUUCCUUGAAUGGAUCAAUUUGAAGAAUUACUGAGUUCAUGAAGAAAGGGGUGUCUGUAAAGCCGAAAGUUAAAGGUUUUCAAAGCUUUACAUGAUGGCGCGUAAACAAUGGAGCGGUGAAGUCAGUGUUAGUUUACCCACAUUUAUUGUAACGCUGGUUCUGUUGUCUGUAAAUGGAUACCAUGCUGAGGCCAUAGAGGAUGGGAGCAUACGCCUUGUCGGAGGUAGGAGCGACUUUGAAGGGACAGUGUUGAUUUACCACAUGGGCCUGUGGGGUGCGAUAUGUGACAAGGGCUGGAGCCGGAAGGACGCUCAUGUCGUCUGUAAACAGCUGGGUUACCCUGGGAAGCAUUUGGCCUUCAAAAAAAGCUUCUUCGGUAAAGGUUCAGCAUGGAUGUGGAUGUCAAGAGUACGUUGCUAUGGGAACGAAAAGAGACUGGACAAGUGCCGUUUCCCGGGAUGGGGUCGCAGCAAUUGUUAUGGGGGUCGCAGCUCGGCGGGUGUCAGAUGUAUGACACCAAGCACCACACCCCCACCUACAACAAGCACUACAACAACAACACCUCCGCCGAAGACGCUCAAUCCAAACUCAUUACUGGCCGACGAGCCCGCUGUAAACAUGACAGAACAAUUCGAGGUAGGCAAUGACGACAGCGACAACCAAGCAGAAAAUGUCGUGGAAGACGAAGGCUCGCUCAACAUUUCCGCCAUGGAUACCUAUCUAGCAAAUUCUACCGAGAGUGAGGGACGCACUAUUCGGCUGAAUGGCGGGAGAUUUAAGCAGGAGGGUCGUGUGGAAGUGAAGGUCCCUGGUCGAUUGGGCUGGAGCGCCGUCUGUGGCGACACCUGGGGUAUCCUUGAGGGUAUGGUCACCUGUAAACAGUUGGGAUAUGGAUACGCCAAAGUCACAACUUCGACUAGUUUUUACGGCGGAGAGCGCAUGCACAAGAUCUACAAACACGUGAAGUGUACAGGGAAGGAGGAGCGGCUGGACGACUGUGAUAUUCACGUGAAGGAAAAUGGAGUGGCCUGCAAUUACACCACGUCUAUAGCCGGCGUUUUCUGUACAAAAAAGUUACCAGAUCUGGUCCCUAACGUGACCGUCCUGGAGACAUCCGCCCACCUGCGGGAUCAUCACUUGUACUACUUGCAGUGUGCCAUGGAAGAGAACUGCCUGGCCUCCUCUGCCUACGCGCUCAGGAAAUCAUCCAGAGCAGACUGGGUGCAGUCCGUUCGCAGAGUGAUGAGGUUCUCCAGUGUCAUUCACAACAGAGGCACCGACGACUUCAGGCCUAUCAUUCCUAAAGAGCGAUGGGAUUGGCAUGAAUGUCACAUGCACUAUCACAGUAUGGAGGUAUUUGCCCAUUAUGACAUCACGGAUCUACUUGGGAAUAAGGUGGCGGAGGGACACAAGGCUAGUUUCUGUCUGGAAGAUAGUCAGUGUGAUCCUGGCAAAGACAAAAAAUUCCAGUGUAAAGGAUUUGCUGACCAAGGAAUAUCUGUGAACUGCUCGGACAAUUACUUGGCUGAGAUCGACUGUCAGUGGAUAGACAUCACUGACCUCAGCCCUGGCACCUACACCUUCAGGGUACUGGUCAACCCGGAACUCAGAGUGGCGGAGCUGAACUUCGACAACAACCUGGUGUCAUGUGACAUGUUCUACAGUCUAUACAAGUUUAAAGUGGAAAACUGUACCAUUGGGCCAGAGCCAUUGUCCCGGAUAUGACCCUAGCCACGCAUGCGUCUUGAGAAUUAGCCAAUGGAAGCUGUAUUCACUGCCAUCUAGCUUUGUGACACCGUGUUCGAGCCGCUGUCUUAAAGUCGAAUUUUGUACUAGGCAAUGUUUAUUUGUGUAUUUUGUAUGCAAAUACAUCAGCACAUAUUCAGAUGUAUUUACUCCUUUCUUUUUGUUAGUAAUAAUGGAGGUAGUUGGGAGACAUGUGACGUAUAUCAAGUCGUUGUAAUGAUACAAAAUAGCUUGUACAGACGGCAAUAUGUAAGUCUGAUGACGAAAAUUCCAGCUUCUUAUCCAGAAUGUAUCAUCAGUUUUCUCAGGUCAUUUAUGUCUUAACAGUGCUCAGCAAAUUGAAACCGGUAAAAUAAAUUUGCUAACUUCUCCAUA
Messenger RNA from Liolophura sinensis, 2416 nucleotides. RefSeq names its product lysyl oxidase homolog 4-like. Gene Ontology annotation, cellular component: membrane. The record is from RefSeq and is a predicted model, not a curated record. The transcript is spliced from 11 exons. The coding region runs from base 386 to 2020 and encodes 544 amino acids. NCBI's taxonomy places the organism in Eukaryota, Metazoa, Mollusca, Polyplacophora, Chitonida, Chitonidae. Gene Ontology annotation, molecular function: protein-lysine 6-oxidase activity; copper ion binding. Gene Ontology annotation, biological process: peptidyl-lysine oxidation.